Molecule: messenger RNA, 2925 nt
Organism: Labrus bergylta (ballan wrasse)
Lineage: Eukaryota; Metazoa; Chordata; Actinopteri; Labriformes; Labridae
Gene: top3b
Product: DNA topoisomerase III beta
Biological process (GO): DNA topological change
Cellular component (GO): nucleus
Molecular function (GO): DNA binding; DNA topoisomerase type I (single strand cut, ATP-independent) activity
Source: RefSeq, a predicted model, not a curated record
AGAACACAUCGGAAGUAAAUAAUGUGUUACCUGUCAUGUCCGCUCUCACACAUCAUAAACAAGAAGUUAUAGGCUAAAUCAACAUUUUUCUUCAUAGUGCGGUGUUAAAAAUACUUCUCAUUCAUCCGGUUUAAGAGAGUAAACCGACAGCUGUGAGCUUUCUGAUUUGUUAGUCGGUGACUGAGAGGAGUUAGCUAAAGUUAGCAGAGGAGUUAGCACUUCAUUCAAAAUGAAGACAGUCCUGAUGGUGGCAGAGAAACCAUCGCUGGCUCAGUCGAUUGCCAAAAUCCUCUCUAAAGGAAGCUGUACCAGUCGCAAAGGCCUCAACGGAGCAUGCUCAGUGCACGAGUACACCGGCAGCUUUGAGGGCCAGCCUGUGCGCUUUAAGAUGACUUCAGUGUGUGGACACGUGAUGAGUCUGGAUUUCAUCGGAAAGUACAACAACUGGGACAAAGUGGACCCUGGAGAACUCUUCAGCAAAGCACCAACCGAGAAGAAGGAGGCGAACCCAAAACUCAACAUGGUCAAGUUCCUCCAGGUUGAAGGCAGAGGCUGUGACUAUGUGGUUCUAUGGCUGGAUUGUGACAAGGAAGGAGAGAACAUCUGUUUUGAGGUGUUGGAUGCCAUCGAGCCUGUGAUGAACAAAGGCAGUGUGAGGGGGCAGAGUGUUUAUCGAGCCAAAUUCAGCUCCAUCACAGACACGGACAUCUGGAACGCCAUGAACCGCCUGGGAGAGCCCAACCGCAAUGAAGCUCUGUCAGUGGACGCUCGUCAGGAGCUGGACCUGCGAAUCGGCUGUGCCUUCACACGGUUCCAGACGAAGUAUUUCCAGGGCAAAUACGGCAAUCUGGACUCCUCGCUGAUCUCAUUUGGACCGUGUCAGACCCCGACUCUGGGCUUCUGUGUGGAACGUCACGACAAGAUCCAGUCCUUCAAACCAGAGACCUACUGGGUCGUCCAGGUGAAGGUGUUCAAAGGAAAAGACACCCCGCUGACACUGGACUGGGACAGGGUGAGGGUCUUUGACAGGGAUGUGGGUCAGAUGUUCGUCAACAUGACCAAGACAUCCAAAGAAGCCAAGGUGGAGUCUGUGAGUAAGAAGGAGAAGGCCAAGCAGAGGCCUCAGGCUCUGAACACAGUGGAGAUGUUGAGAGUGGCCAGCUCUGCUUUAGGUAUGGGCCCUCAGCACACCAUGCAGAUUGCAGAGCGCCUGUACACGCAGGGCUACAUCAGCUACCCUCGAACUGAGACCACCCACUACCCCGAGAACUUCGACCUGAAGGGGACGCUGAAGCAGCAGAGCAACAACCACAUGUGGGCAGAGGAGGUGAAGGCUCUGCUGUCAGCCGGGUUAAACCGACCCAGGAAAGGAAGCGAUGCUGGAGAUCAUCCACCCAUCACUCCCAUGCGUUCAGCCUCAGAAGCAGAGCUCGGCAGCGAUGGCUGGCGGCUGUACGAGUACAUCACACGCCAUUUCAUCGCCACGGUCAGCCAGGACUGUAAAUACCUCCAGACCACCAUAGACUUCAGCAUCGGCACAGAGGCCUUCUCAUGUAGCGGAAAAACUCUGAUAUCAGCAGGUUUCACAGAGUUGAUGCCGUGGCAGGGCAUCCCUCUGGAAGAGGCCAUGCCACCGUGUGAGCGAGGAGACAUUUUCACUGUGGACGAGAUCAAACUGGUGGAGAAGCAGACGCACCCCCCCGACUACCUGACGGAGGCCGAGCUCAUCACGCUCAUGGAGAAACACGGCAUCGGAACUGAUGCCAGCAUCCCCGUCCACAUCAACAACGUGUGCCAGAGGAACUAUGUGACUGUAGAGAACGGACGCAAGCUGAAGCCGACCAACCUGGGCAUCGUCCUGGUCCAUGGCUACUACAAGACGGAUGCAGAGCUGGUGCUGCCCACCAUCCGCAGUGCUGUGGAGAAGCAGCUGAACCUGAUCGCUCAGGGUAAAGCAAACUAUCAGCAGGUCCUGCAGCACACUCUCGAUAUCUUCAAGAGGAAGUUUCACUACUUUGUCGACUCCAUCCCGAGUAUGGACGAGUUGAUGGAGGUCUCCUUUUCACCCAUCGCUGCCAGUGGGAAGCCCCUGUCCCGCUGUGGAAAGUGCCGUCGCUUCAUGAAGUACAUCCAGGCCAAGCCCAGCCGGCUCCACUGCUCGCACUGUGAUGAGACCUACAGUCUUCCUCAGAACGGAGCCAUCAAGCUGUACAAGGAGCUCCGCUGUCCCCUGGAUGAAUUUGAGCUGGUGCUGUGGACCUCAGGGCCUCGAGGGAAGAGCUACCCCCUGUGUCCUUACUGCUUCAGCAACCCGCCUUUCAGGGACAUGAAGAAAGGUAUGGGAUGUAAUGAAUGCACCCAUCCGUCCUGUCAGCACUCUCUGAACUCUCUGGGCAUCGGUCAGUGUGUGGAGUGUGAAGGUGGCGUUCUGGUGCUGGACCCCACCUCUGGACCCAAAUGGAGGAUGGCCUGUAAUAAAUGCAACGUAGUGGUGAACUUCUUUGAACAUGCACACAGAGUGCAGGUUGCACAGGAGAGCUGCGACGCCUGCGAGGCCUCUCUGGUCGCCGUGGACUUCAAUAAGACUCGCACUCCUCUUCCUGCAGGAGAAACUCAACACACCGGCUGUGUUUUCUGUGAUCCGAUCUUCCAGGAUUUGGUGGAGCUCAAACAUGCCACCAUGAGGCACCGGGGCGGGGGUGCGAGGAGAGGGCGGGGACGUGGCCGAGGACGCCGUGGCAAUCCUAAAAAACCCAAAGACAAAAUGGCCGCACUGGCAGCUUACUUCGUAUAAUGUUUUUUUUCUUGUUUUUUGUCCUGUUAAUUUGCUAGCUCCAUAGCAAGAAGGUGUACAUGCCAGGGAACAGACUUCUGUUUUUACAUGUGUGUUAAAUGACUCUGAAGUAAAGACAAAUUCAAAAAAUA